CCGGUCCCUGCGGCGGCCCAACUGGGCGGCGGAAGUUCGACGGCGCCGGGUGAAGUGAGUGGCUGUGGCGCUCGAGUCUCCUUCCAACCCCCAGGAGAGGAGUGGGAGACCUGGCAGGCCUGGGCGCGAGAUCUCGAGCGGAGGAAGGAGCUCCCCUCGGACGCACCACCACGGACCUGGAAGCCAAGAUGAAGAAGAUGGGCUUAGGUCAUGAGCAAGGAUUCGGAGCCCCGUGCCUCAAGUGCAAAGAAAACUGUGAAGGAUUUGAACUGCACUUCUGGAGAAAAAUAUGUCGGAACUGCAAGUGUGGGCAAGAAGAACACGAUGUUCUCUUGAGCAAUGAAGAGGAUCGAAAAGUAGGGAAGCUCUUCGAAGAUACCAAGUACACCACCCUGAUUGCAAAGCUGAAAUCAGAUGGAAUCCCCAUGUAUAAGCGCAAUGUUAUGAUACUGACCAAUCCAGUGGCUGCCAAGAAGAAUGUCUCCAUCAACACUGUGACCUAUGAGUGGGCUCCCCCUGUCCAGAAUCAGGCACUGGCCAGGCAGUACAUGCAGAUGCUGCCCAAGGAGAAGCAGCCAGUGGCAGGCUCGGAGGGAGCACAGUACCGGAAGAAGCAGCUGGCAAAGCAGCUCCCUGCACAUGACCAGGACCCUUCUAAGUGCCAUGAGUUGUCUCCUAAAGAGGUGAAGGAGAUGGAGCAGUUUGUGAAGAAGUACAAGAACGAGGCUUUGGGAGUUGGAGAUGUGAAACUUCCCUGUGAGAUGAGCACUCCGAGCGCUGACAGAGAGUACAUCCCUGGUGGGGAUAGAAGCACCCCGGCAACAGUGGGGACUGUGGAAACUAAGUCUACUGAGCCCAAAAAGACCCGAUAUUCCUGCUACUGCUGCAAGCUGACUAUGAAGGAAGGGGACCCAGCCAUCUAUGCUGAAAGGGCCGGCUAUGACAAACUGUGGCACCCAGCGUGUUUCGUCUGCAGCACCUGUGGUGAACUCCUGGUCGAUAUGAUUUACUUCUGGAAGAAUGGGAACCUGUACUGUGGCAGACAUUACUGUGACAGUGAGAAACCCCGUUGUGCUGGCUGCGAUGAGCUCAUAUUCAGCAAUGAGUAUACCCAGGCAGAAAACCAGAAUUGGCAUCUGAAACACUUCUGCUGCUUUGACUGUGACAGCAUCCUAGCAGGAGAAAUAUAUGUGAUGGUCAGUGACAAGCCUGUUUGCAAGCCCUGCUAUGUGAAGAACCAUGCUGUGGUGUGUCAAGGGUGCCACAAUGCCAUCGACCCAGAAGUGCAGCGAGUGACAUACAACAACUUCAGCUGGCACGCAUCCACAGAGUGCUUUCUGUGCUCCUGCUGCAGCAAGUGUCUCAUUGGGCAGAAGUUCAUGCCUGUGGAAGGGAUGGUUUUCUGCUCAGUGGAGUGCAAGAAGAUGAUGUCUUAGAAGGCACCAAGCAUUAUUGAGCCAUAGCUAUCCAAAGUGGUCUGCAUUUCUGUGAUAAAAUGCAAUUUGAAAAAAUAAAAAAGAAAUACCUAUAGCUAACCAAAAGAUUUUGUUCAAUAUGUCUUUUUGUGUUAUCAGUUUAUGCUGUUUUCCCUAUCUCAGUUUUAAAAGACUGCUUUAAGCAUUUGAUUUUUAAAAGCAGUAAAGAAUUAGAAGGCCCAGGGAGAUGGCUCAGCAGUUAAAGGCAUUUGCUUGCCAAAUCUGCUGGCCUGAAUUUCCCAGCUGUAAAGCCAGACACAAAAAGUGGGCAUACCCUGGUGUGCUAUAGACACACACACACACACACAAAAUAAAA
This is a messenger RNA of Jaculus jaculus (lesser Egyptian jerboa), 1791 nucleotides long. RefSeq names its product testin LIM domain protein (gene Tes). The record is from RefSeq and is a predicted model, not a curated record. The coding region runs from base 189 to 1436 and encodes 415 amino acids. Gene Ontology annotation, molecular function: zinc ion binding. The transcript is spliced from 7 exons. NCBI's taxonomy places the organism in Eukaryota, Metazoa, Chordata, Mammalia, Rodentia, Dipodidae.